GUAACUUCAAGCAUUACAUCCGAACCCGAGAUCAAUACCCAUGGCUGCAUUCACCCCCACCCAGCUUUACGGUGGCACUUUAACGGCGGAACUCCCCGCAGGAUUCGGAGACGUCAGCGACAUCCGCCAAGUCCCCGACAACCAGGAAGUCUACCUCGAUGCCAACGGCUUCGCAAGCAUCGUCUUCGACAUCACGGAGCGGCUCGACCCGUCCCAGGCAAGCAACGAUGAAGAAGCGUUAAAAUUCCACUUCCACGACAUCGCGGGCGACACGAACGACGCGACAAGCUUCUGGCAGUCCGGCUCCGCGAAGUUCACCAAAAUGCCGAACUUCCCCGCGUACACACUCAUCGCCACUCAGCACCCGAACACCGCGGCGCGGGGGCCGCAGCCGGAUUUUAUUGGCAUCCUGCUAAUCCUGCUGCGCUUGGAGCAGAAGAAGACUGAUAUCGUUAUCACGAUUAAUGUGCCUCACGUGCCGGGCGAGUAUCCAAAGGAUGAGGUUGAUUUCGCUGCGGCGAAGCAGGGCCCGCUCAUGGAGCAUGCUAUUACGAUCAGACAGAAGAUAUUGGAGACCUUUGAAGUCAAGGACUGGAGUCUGUUUGUUGAUGAAGAGUAAGCGAAAAUGUGUAUACAGUUAAAUAGAUAAGAUGCCUAAACUGGAGCAAGGGCGCCUUUUGCAUCGAGAC
This is a messenger RNA of Aplosporella prunicola CBS 121167, 689 nucleotides long. RefSeq lists its product as uncharacterized. The transcript has 3 exons. The record is from RefSeq and is a predicted model, not a curated record. Bases 41 to 619 code for a protein of 192 amino acids. Gene Ontology annotation, molecular function: small GTPase binding; guanyl-nucleotide exchange factor activity. Gene Ontology annotation, cellular component: nucleus. NCBI's taxonomy places the organism in Eukaryota, Fungi, Ascomycota, Dothideomycetes, Botryosphaeriales, Aplosporellaceae. Gene Ontology annotation, biological process: protein import into nucleus.